AUGAAGUUCGGCCGCGAGUACGAGGCGGCAGUCGCCAACGAGCACUUCCCUCGAGAAUGGAUGGAAAGCGCCAUCGACUACAAACAGGGGAAGAAGCUCAUCAAGAAGGUGCACCUGGAACUGGAGAAGCUGGGGUUGGACGAUGAGACACUCUCCGAGAUGCGAUCCUUGGUCGCCCGACCACUCACUCCAGCCGCUCACAACGAACUUGCCUCUCAAAAAGACUAUUUCUCGGCAGCAAAGCCUGUCUUGGAUUCCAUACAAGAGGAGUUCAUACCAACGCUGCGGAUACUGGUAAACAAAGAUGGUGAGCCGCUCAACGCUAGAUUAUCUCCGGAGACGAGACAAGCGCUCCGAAAGCUCGCACAGCCCGAGGUGCAAGAGCUGCGAUUAGCGGAAAGCACUCGACGCCCUUCACAUCCGGGCCAUACCAUCUCCGAUGAACCAGCGCGGAGGGAUUCGACUUCGACAGUAGAGGCUGAAGACGCGCGUUGGGUGAACGUCCCUCUUGACACGGCCGGUGACUUCUUUGCCAUGCUCGAGCCGAAAGUGCCCAAGCUGGAGGCGGUCAAGAAGAAUGAGACACGCAAGCUUGAAGAAGAGAUUCUCGAUCUUGGCGACGCCGUUGAAGAUGUCGUACAGCCAGUAAUGGAGGGGUAUGAGGCGAGAAGAGAGAUCUCAUACCGCGACUUGUACUUCUGGCGGGAGAUGUUCCGGCUUUACCUGGAGAAUCCGAUCUUUUACAAGAGCACCGAGCAGAAGAGGGGCGCCAUCACAUACAAGGAAGCAAAAGGCAACCUGGAGGCCUACGACAAGCAGCUGCGAGAGACUGGUUUGCUGGCCAAGAUGAAGACUCCUCAGGCUAAGGCUGCCGCACAAAAGUUCCUCGACCUGAACCUGGAAAUCCUAAAGCUCAUGUAUUUCCAAGAGAUCAACUACAGGGGUCUGGGCAAGAUUCUCAAGAAAUUUGAUAAGCAGACGCAUCUGGAAGGCGAUCAGUUCCUCAAGAGUCUGAAGAUCAGCCACCCAGACAUGCUGGUCAGCAAAACCGCAGCCGGAGGUCUCGCGGAUUCUAUCGCUAGAGAUCUGCAAGCCGAGAUGGGGUCCAAGGUGCUUGCGAUUGUGCCACAACUGGACGACUGGAUCUGUCCGGUCUGCUACGGCAUGGCUUGGCGUCCGGUCAACCUUGGCUGCUGUCGCUCAGUCUUCUGCAUCCGCUGCAUCAUCCAACUCCAGGACAAUGGCAUGGAGAAAUGCCCGAUGUGCAACGCCGACACCGUCAUGAAGGCCAAUGGCAUGAACAUCGAUUUCGACACUAUGGACUUCCUGGGUAUCUAUUUCCCCAUGGAAGUGAAGAAGCGACAGAAGGAGAAUGAGAAAGCACAACUGAUCAGAGAAUAUGGGGAGGAGUACGUGAAACCUGGUUGCACUGUAAUGUGA
Molecule: messenger RNA, 1440 nt
Organism: Lecanosticta acicola
Lineage: Eukaryota; Fungi; Ascomycota; Dothideomycetes; Mycosphaerellales; Mycosphaerellaceae
Source: the annotation of a GenBank genome assembly